AUGCAUCUGGAAAUCCAUGAAGGAAGAAAUCAGACUGCCCCUGUGGCUUUUAUUCUCCUUGAUUUUAGCAGUGAGGACCUGCAGACUUUCUUUUCCAUGUUAUUUCUACCCAUCUACAUUGUGACCAUGGCUGGCAACAUCCUCAUUGUCUUUCUAGUGCUGUUUGAUCAUCAGCUUCACACCCCCAUGUAUUUCUUCCUGGGAAACCUGUCCUGCCUGGAGACUUGCUACAGCUCCACUAUCAUGCCAAGGAUGUUGGUCCACUUUCUGAGCGGGGACAGAACGAUCACCCUUGGGGGAUGCUUUGCACAGCUGUAUUUCUUUGGGUACCUUGCAACCACAGAAUGCUACUUCCUGGCUGUCAUGUCUUAUGAUCGUUAUUUAGCAAUAUGCAAACCACUGCACUAUGCAAUGCUGAUGAAUGGGAGAAUUUGCAUUCUGCUGAUUGCUGGAUCAUGGAUAAGUGGAUCACUGUUCAUCAGCCUUAUCGUAUUCUUGGUAUCCCAACUGAGUUUUUGCGGACCAAACAAAAUUGAUCAUUUUUUCUGUGAUUUAACCCCAUUGAUAAGACUGUCCUGCAGUGACACACACUUGGUUGAAGCUACUGCCUUUUCGGUCUCCUUUAUAGGCACUCUUGCCCCAUUUCUAGUAACCCUGUCAUCCUAUGUUUGCAUCAUUAAGAGCAUUUUAAGAAUCCCUUCCGGUGUAGGAAAACAAAAAGCAUUCUCUACUUGCUCCUCUCACCUAACCGUGGUUGCUUGCUUCUAUGGCUCCCUGAUCAUAGUCUAUGUUCUACCAAACAUGAUUUCACUGAGCAAUUUAAAGAAACUGUUCUCUCUCUUCUACACUCUCCUUACUCCCCUGGUCAAUCCUCUUGUUUACAGUUUGAGAAACAAAGAAGUAAAGGAAGCAGUAAAGAAAAAAUUAAAGGUAAUCCGCAAAGCUCAUUGA
Messenger RNA from Varanus komodoensis (Komodo dragon), 951 nucleotides. Its product is annotated as olfactory receptor 11H6-like. Gene Ontology annotation, molecular function: G protein-coupled receptor activity; olfactory receptor activity. Gene Ontology annotation, cellular component: membrane. The transcript has a single exon. The record is from RefSeq and is a predicted model, not a curated record. Gene Ontology annotation, biological process: G protein-coupled receptor signaling pathway. Lineage: Eukaryota; Metazoa; Chordata; Lepidosauria; Squamata; Varanidae. The coding region runs from base 1 to 951 and encodes 316 amino acids.